GCUUGAUAUUGGAAAAAAUAAUUUGUAUUGGAACAGAAAUAUCGAAUCAAAAGUAUCGAUAAUCAUUAGUUUGAUAAUAUCGAAUCAUUUCUAUAAUCUAAAAUUUUAGGUUAGCCCUCAAUCAUAAACAUUAAUAUUUCUUAUUUCAUUUCAAUUUUUUUAUCAUUUUCGAAGUGAAUUUUAUUUCUUGUACAAUGAUUAUGUGAUUUCUUGUACAAUUUCUGAAGUCUCAGAGAUUUCUAGUUUAUUACGUGUAGUCUACAUAAAAUUGAAAGCUGUUCCCGUUGACAGAUAAAAUGCUGAUUGAACUGUUCUACUCGGCGUGCCUGGUGGUGGUGCUGACAUGCCUGCUGCUGUAUGUGGUGGAGGAGUGGUGGCGCAAACGUUGCCACAUGCGUCGCGAGAUGUCGCGCAAACAGAGUGGUGGGGGGCCGAGCGUCGCCUUUUUCCAUCCCUACUGCAACAGUGGGGGCGGCGGCGAACGCGUGCUCUGGUGUGCGAUCAGAGCAGUUCAGAAACGUCUAGGUUCGAUAGUGCUGGGCAUGGAGGCGUUGAUGGCAUUCGUACCCGAUGUGUUUGUAGACACUAUGGGCUACGCAUUCACGCUGCCGCUGUUCAAGUGGGUGGGUGGCUGUCACGUGGCCUGCUACGUGCAUUAUCCCACCAUCACGCGCGACAUGCUGCGACGCGUCUCCAGCCGCGUGGCCGCCCACAACAAUCGGCCUUUUGUUGCCAACAGUCCCGUGCUCUCCACCGCCAAGAUAAUCUACUAUCGCGUCUUCGCCUGGCUUUACAGCAAGGCUGGCAGGUAUUCGGAUAUAGUUUUGGUGAACUCGUCGUGGACAGAGGACCACAUCAAUAGCCUGUGGGAGCGUCCUCUGAUCACGAAUCGUGUUUAUCCGCCAUGCGACACCACCUCCUUCAAGGAAAUUGAGCGACCUGACGAUGUCGACCACACAAAGUCGACCUCUGAAAUUCGCAUCGUUUCUGUUGGACAGUUCAGGCCCGAGAAAGAUCAUCCUCUUCAGCUCAAAGCCAUGUAUCAUUUAAGACAGAUUUUAAGCGAGGAUAUUUUUGAAAGAACAAAACUAGUUUUCAUUGGUUCAUGUCGAAACAGUGAGGACGAGAUCCGUGUCAAAGAUAUGAAGGACCUUUGCCGUCAUCUCUCCCUGGAGAACAAUGUGGAGUUCAAGGUGAACGCAUCGUUCACAGAGCUAAAGUCUGAGCUGAGCCGCGCGAUGAUCGGCCUGCACGCGAUGUGGAACGAGCACUUUGGCAUCGGAGUGGUCGAGUGCAUGGCGGCCGGACUGAUAGUGAUAGCGCACCGCUCCGGUGGACCCAAGGCAGAUAUCAUCCACGAGGAGGCCGAGAGCAGUCGCAACGGCUACCUGGCCACCGACGAGGUGGAGUACGCGAACACAAUCGCCAGCAUCGUGCGACUGCCGAGCGACACGCGCAAUCGCGUGCGAACCGCCGCUCGCUCCUCCGUCGAGCGAUUCUCGGUCGCCGAGUUCGAACAGAACUUCUUGCGACUCGUCGAGCCGUUCUUCGGCUGAGUGCCUUCACUGCAAGUGCGCCGCUUUAACUCUAGUCGGUAAUCGUUUUUGGACCAGGUUGGAAAUGAUUCGCUCAUUUGAAUCAUGUGAAAUUAUAUUCUCAUUAUUGACGUUGUAAAGUUUGAAAGUAUAGGUGUCCCGUAGAGAACGCAAGAUUUGUAUUGGUAAUUUUUUUGAAAGAAUAAGACAUUGAUGUUGUCAAUCCCAUUAUAUUUGUUCAAAAUCAAUUUGAAUUACUAAUCCAGGUUUCAUGACAACAUCAACGUUUUAUUCUUUGAAUUAUGGAGAAAUUAACACAAGAUCUCUUCUCAUACAGUCAAAUUGUUCAUUUUUUUAUUAGUUCUAUUCUUGAGUGCGUGGGUAAUGAGAAGAAUGAUAAUAAUAAUAAUAAUUUUCUUAAUAAGGGCAAUCAGCCAUUAGCUCUACAGCUUGUUCGUGAUAGAUUUGUUAUAAUGAGUGAUGAGUGGAUCUACAGCUUUCCGAACCAUCGGCGAGCGAUUUUUCAACUCAUGAAAAUCAUAUUCAAGAGGAGUUGGCUGAAGUGGUCACACUCCCAACGGAAGUAGCAGGCGCAUGAUUCUUAACUUAUGUAAGCAAUUCGAACCGCUUCCGCUACUAAAUAAAUCCGAAUUCAAAAUAAUCCGAUUCCUUAAUAAAUCAUCAUUAAGCCUACUUGGAAUUUUCAAUAUUUUCCGUUAAAUGGGAAGUGCAUUGUAAUUGAUCACAGUACUGUAAAUGCACAAAAUAUUAAGGUAUAAUUUCAAGUGACGAUUUAAUGAGAAAUUCAAAUCUUGUGUUCAUAAUGGGACACUCUAUAUAAUGUAAGUUGUGUAAAUAAGAUUUGUCAAAAAUAUAAUAUUACAAUAUUUACUUUGUACAGUUUGAAAAUAUUUGUAAGCUGUGUGAAUAACUUUUUUGAAAAUACGUGGAAAAUCUUAUUCUUGACUUUAUGGAGUUUGAAAAUGUUUGUGAGCUGCUUAAAUAAGAAUAAUAUUAUAAUAGAGGUUUUUUAUAUGCAUUGACUUGUACAAGCAAUAUUGGACAUUUUUAUGCUGAUCAACACGUUUAAGACCACCGCAGCAGCAGACGGAGGAGAAAUCCUUCCCCAGCUUAUCGAAUGUUGCAAUGCACACAGACGUCCGUCUGUCUGCUCACGUUUGCAGGCAGACGUUUGAUUUUAAUCCCGUUUGUUGCAGUGUGCGUUGUCCAUUAUUAUGGCAACUUCUUAAUUGGACAACAGAUUCCUAAUUGGGAUGUAUAAAAUUCUAGUGCCUCUCACUUUGAGAGUGAGAUCUGGUUGCCUUGUCAGUUUUUUCAGCUGUUAGUUGUUACUCUUCUUGGCACUACUUACAUAAUAUUAUAGCUUGUUUGUGAUAGCUUAAGCUGCGUUUACACCAAAGUUAUUAACAAAAUGUUUAUUUUUCCGACCUUAUAGAACGGAACUUGACAAACACAUAUGCUCAUCAUGUGUAUGAUAAGUUAUGUUCAAUCUAAUAGAAUCUAUAAGAACGGAAAAAUAAACAUUUUGUUAAUAACUUUGGUGUAAACGCGGCUUAAUAUAUUAAAAUAUGGAUUCAGCUGAAAUCCAAAGACUAGCCUAAUGCACAUUGACGUUAGUCUUGCACGUGUAUCUAUUGGAAGAUUUUAGAAUGAUUACUUGUCAUUGAUAUCAAUUGUUGUGCCAGUCUUCAUAAAAGAGUAUCAAUGAUUUCUAAUUUCUGCGGACGCUUUACAGGGUAUUAUCAUAGAUAAUAUAACACAUUUCAAUUCGAGGGAUUCUAUGUGACAUCACUUACCGAAAUAACAAUGGUUGAGGAACCUUCGGCAACAGAGAUUUAAAUAUUGAUGAGUUUUCAUUCAUUAACUUUGCAGCUUAAUAGUCUGUCUUGUUGGUUGGUAAAACAUUGAAGGUAAAAAUUUCAGAUUUUCAUCAGACAGCUUUUAGAGACGUAGUAUUGCACUUUUAUGCUGUUUCAACCGUAAAUGUCUUGAAUAGCACAGAUUGUAAAUUCUUUGAACUUGACAAAUUAACGCCUAGUGAGUGUGGGCUCUCCACACCAUUCAGAAUUUAUUGUUACUCUUCAAUCAUUAGUCGGUUAGUUCAUCUUUUCAAUGUUUCUACUCUUCAACUCUACUCACUUCGAUGAUUAAUAGAGCAGUAAUCAUUUCCAAUAUUAUCCAAUUUUAUUCUUGAUGAACAAGAUUAUGUACAUUAUAGUUUUCAAAUGUUUUAUUACAUAAAUUUCUAAUGAAUAUAAAAUAGGCUAUAACAUUUUCCUCCACCUAUUAUCUAGAAUCGUAUAUUUAUUCAUUCAUUCAUAGACAAUAGAUACAAUCCUGGAACAGGAUUAUUUUUACUUCCUGGAACGGAAUAUUAAAGUACUACGACUACCAAGGGAGUAAAGUGACUAAGGUACUUAACACCCUCCCUAGGAACUAAAAAUAAUUCCAUUUGAUUAUCAUGGAUGACAUCUAGCCAUCUAGUCUAUCCGAGUGGCCUGAGACAUCGCAACUCCAUUCUGAUGAUUAUUCAUGUUUAUUACGUCUGAGCUGAAUCCAAGUAUCCUGCAUGUCUAAGGGUAGUCGAACAAAAUAUAUUUUUAUUAAUAUAGGUGGAAGAAAAUGAGUACAUAAGUGGACAAGAGAAUUUUUCUCCUUCUGGAUAAACGUUCGCCUCAGGGAGUAAAAGUAGCAAUUUUGUUCCUGGAUGUACAAAUAACUAUUUUGAUCAUAUUGUUGUAAAGUUUAUAGUUAGGUUACUUAUAAUUAUAUCAUAAUAUUGUAACGUAUCCACAAAUGAUGAUCUAUUCUAACAAUUGAAAUUGAAUGUUGUAUUUUAAGUGCUUUAAAAAUUUGUUAUCUCUUGAAAUUUUAAUUUAUUGUCUAAUCAGGUCUACUUGAUUGGAUUUAUAGCGUGUAAAUACAAAUACUUUUUGAAGCGGAUGAAUCUUGUCGAUUGCAUUUUUGUUGUCAGUAAAACUUGUUUUUACUCUGA
Messenger RNA from Nilaparvata lugens (brown planthopper), 4551 nucleotides. RefSeq names its product GDP-Man:Man(3)GlcNAc(2)-PP-Dol alpha-1,2-mannosyltransferase (gene Alg11). Gene Ontology annotation, biological process: protein N-linked glycosylation. Gene Ontology annotation, cellular component: membrane. The coding region runs from base 297 to 1556 and encodes 419 amino acids. Gene Ontology annotation, molecular function: GDP-Man:Man(3)GlcNAc(2)-PP-Dol alpha-1,2-mannosyltransferase activity. The record is from RefSeq and is a predicted model, not a curated record. NCBI's taxonomy places the organism in Eukaryota, Metazoa, Arthropoda, Insecta, Hemiptera, Delphacidae. The transcript is spliced from 7 exons.